This is a messenger RNA of Mercenaria mercenaria, 2290 nucleotides long. Its product is annotated as translocator protein-like. Gene Ontology annotation, cellular component: mitochondrial outer membrane. Bases 42 to 530 code for a protein of 162 amino acids. The record is from RefSeq and is a predicted model, not a curated record. Lineage: Eukaryota; Metazoa; Mollusca; Bivalvia; Venerida; Veneridae. The transcript has 3 exons.
ACAUUGUUGAUAUAUACAUUAAGUUUCGUUUCUCUUUUUAGAUGGGGGAAUACUUGAGACCAGCGUGUGCGAUCCUCUUGCCACAUGCUGGCGGAUUUCUUUGCGGUUACCUGACACACAAAGAGCUAAAGACAUGGUUUAAGAAGUUGAAUGAACCAUCUUUCGCUCCUCCCGACUGGGUUUUCCCAUCCGCCACGUUCACAUCAUAUUGCUGUAUGGGGUAUGGAUCAUACUUGGUAUGGCGGGACUGUGGUGGUUUCGAAGGUGGUGGCGUUUUGCCACUAGCGAUCUAUGCAACUAGUCUUGCCCUCACAUGGACACACCCACCUCUUUUGUGCAAAACAAAGAAUUUAGGAUUAGGAGUGGUCUCAAUGUUGUCAGUAUUAGGAGCAAGAGUAGCCACUGCAGUGAUGUUCAAAAACGUGAAUUCUACAGCUGGUUAUCUCAUGUUGCCCGGUCUCGGCUUGGUGGGCUAUGCUACUUUUCUCAGCUACAGCAGGUGGAAAAACAACAGAACUAGGAGAGAUUGAGAAAGUGACUAACUAGCUGUAAGACAAAUAAGCGGACUUCAUUGAUUUGUUAACAGAACUGUGGAAGAUUAGUGUGCAGAAUUUACCUAAAACUAAUUUAAAAUUAGUUUAAUGAUAAGAAUUUCCGGAAAAGUUUUUAAUCUUCAUGCCAUGGGAGAGUACUUUACGCCUGUCAUUCACAAUUUUGUUUCAAGGGUUAUGUUUCUUACAUCAAUUAAACAUUAUACUGAUCUAUGUCCAUUGUCAAGGAAGCUCAGCAAUGUGCUGAACAAGUUUCGAGUUACACCAAACUGUGCUAGUAAAAUUCAUGCUAUUUUACAUUGUGCACUUGUUUUAAGAAUUGAGCUAAUGAAUCAGUACUUUUCAAGACAUUUGAGACGCUCAUCCUUCAACAGUCUUAUUAUUACUUCUAAAGUACCUGAAUGGCAGUGAAUGACACUAACAAAAACAAUUAUUGUUGAUUGCAUAAUUGACGCGUGUUAUAUGAAUCCUCUUAUAUACCUAUACAAAGCUACUUAAAACAUCAUGGUAAAAUUUAUGUUACAAGGAGCACGUCAUUCAAUUUUCCAAUAACUACUUGAAGUUUUUGUAUUUUAUGUACAGUUGUCUUUAUGUAGGAAAUAUAAUGGACUUUUGACAGCGGUUGACAAUAUCCUGACGGCAUGAUAAAAUGUACAAAGUAAUAUUUAUUUUUCCAAUAUCUAUAUUUACCUGCUUUGAUAAAACCAACCUACCCAGGUUAUCAAUACAUCCACUUGAUCCAAUCUUUUAUCUUUUUACUGUGUCGUUAUGAACGCGUUGCUAUAAAGGGAGAUAAUUGUUGUAAGUCAGUGGUUUAAAAUAUACAGCUAUCAAAGGUAUUAUCGUUCAAUUUUAUUGAAUAUGCUUUAAAAGGCUUUUGAACUUUGGCGACUGAAUAGAAUUUAUUCAGGGAUAGGACAUUUUAAUUCAUAGAGAAAGGUUAGUAGAAAUUUAUCUAACUACGCGAAUUAUGCUAGGUAUGUAGUGAAAGAAACAAAUAAAAAAUCAAGGACAUUUUUUUUUGUAAUUACAAGUUUGCAAACACAGUUGCCUUAAACAUGUUUAUCUGUUACAGUGUACAUUUAUAUAUGUGUUCGAUCCUAUGUAUCAAUGUGGAGUUCACUGAACACUGGUUAGGUUAUAAUAACUGAAGAAUUUAUAGCGGCUACCAACAACCAAUAUCAACAACUCAUAAAAAAUAAAGAUUUAUAGUGGGUUUUUUUUUUAGAUAUUGGUGAAUACCCCUGAUUGUUUAGUGUGUCAGGUAUUAAACACAUACAAGAAUUUCAAAUGUUAAGAAUGCAAGAAAUUUGAGAUGUAUGAACUGGGAUCGAACUCGCGAUUUCUAGUUUCGCAGUUAGGCGUCUUGCCACUUCAUAUUUUAGUCUGCAAAAUCUUUAGGAUUACUAACCGUUGUUGCUAGACUAGACUAAAUAGUUUGUAUAAUUGACGUACUGGAAAUUCUAGUGAUAUACGGAUAUGGAACUUAAUGAUAAGCACGAGUAAGGACAGUUUACUUUGAAGUAGACCGUCUGUCUGUCAAUACUUGGUAAUUAUAUUGAUUUUGCUGAUCAAUAAGACCUUUCAGACGACAUUAAUACAUAGUUGCAUGGAAGCUAAGAGGAUUGCCUUUCUUUUGAAACUUUGUACUUGGAGACUGUUGGCAUUUUCAACCGCAUUCAUUAUUAGUUACAUAAUAUACAUUACCACGAUACAAUAUCUAUUAAAUUUUGACUGAA